GUGGAAAUAUCUAUGAAAUCAUCAGAUGUUGUGAAAGUAAUCAGAAUUACAGACAAAUAAAUAGCUAAUUAUUUGCACAAUCAUUGAUAUGUGACGAAAACAUCUCACAAUAUCUUAAGUAAUAAGUCGUUUAAGUAUUGAAUCAAAUUAGUCGUGAAUUUAAUUUUGUCGAGUCUUUUACCAAAAUAAAGUUCAUUACAUUUAAGUCACAAAUUAUGACUAAAAUAAUGGUCUGUAUGUUUGUCAACUUUAUACUUUUCAGCCUGAUAACAUGUAUGAGUUGCUCGCCUAACUUGACAACUAUGACCACGAAUUUGUGUCACAAUUCCUUACAUUUAUUAGACAACUAUGACAACAGGUAUGGCAAUGGAUACGAGCUCGACCACUAUGAUCCCGAAUAUGAGUACUCCCAGGAAUGGCACUUCAAAAUCAAAUACCACAAUGACUACGAGAGCAAUGAAGUCCAAUAUGACCACAACCAUGAAACCCACGAUUAUUACAGCUAG
Messenger RNA from Oppiella nova, 506 nucleotides. The record is from the annotation of a GenBank genome assembly. Lineage: Eukaryota; Metazoa; Arthropoda; Arachnida; Sarcoptiformes; Oppiidae.